GCUCCAAAGAACCCUUCCUGCCGGUUCCUCUCCUCCUCAGUCCCCACCUCUGAACACCGGCGAGCGCCGCCUUCACCGCCACCAGCACCAACUCACCGAAUCCAGAGCUCCCGCCUGUCAUCCCGCCGUCGCCCCGGCAUUACUUCCGCUGUCGUCUACCUCGUGCCUCCCCGCCCGCAGGUCACGCACGACCCCUCGUGUUUCCCCAUCUGCACCGGUGACCUCGACACCCUAUCUACACCGGCCUUCGUCUCGCAAUAUAGGUGAAAUUUUGAGGCAUGGAGGAUGAAGAAAACAUCGAGGACGAACUUUUGCUGGUGGAGUCGCAACUCAAUGGACUACAAGACAAAAUCAAGACAUUACUUGAUCAGCAAGAAGAAUUGUAUGAGCGCCAAGCACAGUUGAAGGCUUUGCUGGAAAUAUCUAAAACUUCCAGAGAUACAUCAAAUAGUGCCCCUUCAGUUGCUCUGGAAGAUUGGUCUGGAAAGUUCUCAUGGGAUUCUCAGGCUGAUGACACUCGAUUCAAUGUAUUUGGUAUUUCUUCCUACAGGUCAAAUCAACGAGAAAUAAUUAACUCAAUCAUGAGUGGAAAAGAUGUUCUGGUUAUAAUGGCUGCUGGUGGAGGGAAGAGUCUGUGUUAUCAACUUCCAGCUGUACUUCGUGAUGGAAUUACACUUGUCGUCAGUCCUUUGCUUUCGCUUAUUCAGGACCAGGUCAUGGGACUGGCGGCUUUAGGUAUACCAGCUCACAUGUUGACUUCCACUACCAACAAGGAAAUCGAGAAGUUCAUUUAUAAGGCACUUGAAAAAGGUGAAGGGGAAUUGAAGAUAUUGUAUGUGACACCUGAAAAGAUAUCCAAAAGUAAAAGGUUCAUGUCUAAGCUUGAGAAAUGCCAUCAUGCUGGGCGUCUUUCUCUUGUUGCAAUAGAUGAGGCACACUGCUGCAGCCAAUGGGGGCACGAUUUCCGUCCAGACUACAAGAAUCUGGGCAUAUUGAAGAUCCAGUUUCCCAGUGUUCCCAUGAUAGCUUUAACUGCAACUGCAACAAGUAAAGUGCAAAUGGAUCUGAUAGAGAUGCUUCAUAUCCCAAGAUCUGUCAAGUUUGUCAGCACUGUUAACAGGCCCAACCUUUUCUAUAGAGUAUAUGAGAAGUCAUCAGUUGGAAAGGUUGUUAUUGACGAGAUUGCAAAUUUCAUAAGCGAAUCAUAUCCAAAUAACGAAUCCGGGAUAGUGUAUUGUUUUUCCAGGAAAGAAUGUGAACAGGUUGCCAAAGAAUUGCGUGGAAGGGGUAUUUCGGCAGAUUAUUAUCAUGCAGAUAUGGAUGUUGUUGCUCGUGAGAAAGUUCAUAUGCGUUGGAGUAAAAGCAAAUCACAGGUCAUUGUUGGAACAGUGGCGUUCGGAAUGGGAAUCAAUAAACCAGACGUCAGGUUUGUGGUUCAUCAUAGCCUUAGCAAAUCUAUGGAGACAUACUACCAGGAAAGUGGUCGGGCAGGGAGAGAUGGACUGCCUUCAGAAUGUGUUCUAUAUUAUCGGCCUGGUGAUGUUCCCCGCCAAAGUUCGAUGGUCUUCUAUGAAAACUGUGGUCUGCAAAAUCUUUAUGACAUAGCACGAUAUUGUCAGUCUAAGAAAAACUGCCGUCGUGGUGCUUUCUUUCAACAUUUUGGAGAGGCCGUGCAGGAAUGCAACGGAAUGUGUGACAACUGUGUUUCCAGUAUUGAGCUCAAGGACAUAGAUGCUACCUACCAUACAAAAAUCAUUGUUUCACUUCUCCAAGAAAUGCAACAAAAUGACCAAAGAGCUACAUUGCUGCAGCUAGUGGAUAAGUUCAAAACAAAGUGGAAACAUUCAGGUUGUUCAAAUGAAGCAGUUGAUCUUAAGAAGGAGGAAAUUGAGCAGCUGAUUGUUCAACUUAUACUUGACCGUGUUUUGAAAGAAGAAUUUCAGCAUACUGCAUAUACAACCAAUGCAUAUGUUGUCUUAGGACCACUGUGGAAGCCAGCAUUGCAAGGGAACAGACCGGUGAAGCUAACUAGUGCUAUUCACUCUCAAGAUAGUGGUGAUAGAUUCAAAAGUGCAAAGCGCAAUCAGAUGAGCAAUUUGGAAGCUAAAUUGGAUGACCUGCGUAGAACCAUCUCUUCUCGUAAUGGGGGCGUAUUCCCGCAUGCAGUUCUUUCCACGGAGCAAAUUUCCCUGCUAAACUGCCAUACACCAACCACUAUUGCCGAGCUAGAAAAGCUGAUAGGGAAGGUAAAGACCGACAAGUACGGUAGCGACAUCAUUGAGGUGAUGCGGUCAGAAACUGGCAGUGGAAAGGACAGUGGUGAUGGAGCUAAGAGGCAAAAGAAAGAUAAGGGUGUUGUUUUCGUUGAGAGUAGCGAGGAGGAAGGCUAGCAUUACCAUGGGUGAGUCAAGUGUGCAUGCUCUGACAAGGUGGGAGAGUGUUUAAACAAACCAUCCUAGAGUAGUUGAACGGAAGUAAGCAAUAUUAGCAAAUGAGGACGAAUGACUGACAACACGACAGUAGAUUUUACUGAGCUGGUUGCCAGGAAGAUAAGACGGUGAUCAGAAGGGUGUAGAAAGAUGGAGCCUCUGCUCACACCAAAUGGAGUGAAGCUGUAAAACCCUAGGAGGAUUAUGGUAACGAAGCAGACGUGUUGGUGUGACUUGACUAGUCGUGGUUGGCUGAAAUAACAUUUUUUGUUGCUAUUACCAUUUUUCUGGCUCGAGAAUAUUGAUUCUUUCAGAGGCUAUACUGCUGAUCUGUAGUGCACCUGAAUGUUUCAUGCGAAAGGGGUGAACUCCACAUCUAGGGUGUGAACACACAAAGACCGUGGCUUCCACUUUUUUUAAAAAGAAUUAUAAGGCGUCCACAUUUUGGUCUGAA
Aegilops tauschii subsp. strangulata is the source of this 2883-nucleotide messenger RNA. Its product is annotated as ATP-dependent DNA helicase Q-like 2. Gene Ontology annotation, molecular function: ATP binding; four-way junction helicase activity; nucleic acid binding. Gene Ontology annotation, biological process: DNA replication; double-strand break repair via homologous recombination. Lineage: Eukaryota; Viridiplantae; Streptophyta; Magnoliopsida; Poales; Poaceae. The record is from RefSeq and is a predicted model, not a curated record. Gene Ontology annotation, cellular component: chromosome; cytoplasm; mediator complex.